UAAUUAUAUGUAUUUUUUUAUUGCACCAACCAGCAAAAGUGUUAAUAUUAAUCUACUUCUUCAAAUUAUUCUCUUGAAUGACAUUUGGAUAUUCAUCAGAAUUGAUUCAUUCAUUCAUUCAUUUCCAUGUUCUUCUCUUUCUUCUAUUGCAAAUAAAGAGAAAGAGUUCAUAUUUCUAAUUCUGAUCAUAAACCCAAUUCCCAAUCUUCAUAUAAGUCCCCAGAAAGUUGGGAUUUUGACUGGUCUUUCAAAAAGACUUCAACUUUCUCUGUGUCUGUCCCUUUUGGUGGUGUGGAAGAUACGAUUGCUGAUAUUGGAGUUAUUGUUGGGAAGGUGCGCGCUAAGUCUAGUUGGGAUGAUGAUUGAGAGUCCUAUCAGGAUGUUAGAGAACGAUGACUCAAAAAAGUGGCCACCCACUAUAGAUUCCGCAUUAUUCUCUUCACCUUUCAACAAUGUUGCUGGUCAUGAAGCCGUAAGCAAAGUACCAAAGGAGAGUAUCCUCUUUGAAGGAAAAAGACGCAUGGUGCCUAAUAGAAGUGGUAGUGCUCCACCAACCGUUGAGGGUUCCCUUGCUGCCUUUCGGGCUUUCAUGUAUCAGAGACACUCAACUAUAGCUAGCAUUGACCAAAAGAUAUUAGACUCUGAGUCGGAAGAACAAAUGCGAACUGAUCCAGCUUACAUUGCUUAUUACUAUGCUAAUGUUAAUUUGAAUCCAAGGCUUCCUCCUCCUCUAAUUUCACAAGAUAAUCGUCACUUGGUGCGUCUUAUGGGAUCUUUUGGUGGUAAACCAAAUUCGGGUACUGAUGCUUUGCUGGCUACUCAUAACGAGGAACCUGGAGAACCCAUGUCUCUUUGCAAACCUUCUGAUGAUCAGAAUGGAAGUUUUGUGCAUGCCACGAAGAUGGCAUCUUUAGUUGACCAUUACGAAAGUAGUGUCAAUUUAAUGGAGGGGGACAUUCAGGAUUCAUCUUCUGCAUCUAGUACAGCGGUCAAAGGAGAAAAUGAUCAUGAAAGUGGCACAGUUUCAACAGCUGACCAUAUACUUAAAAUGCAGGACUUAUCUUCUGCAUCUAGUACUUCUGGUAAUGUGCAUACCAUGAAUUCCUCUAACAAUUUCUCCGUGUCAACUGCUUCUUACAGCAGAACUGUUGACUUAGAGGAUAAUGUAUCGGUUCAAAGUAAUAUUGGGUCAGAUAUUUCCGUAGUAGAGUCAAGAAUGAAAUCAUUGGAUGUGUCAGGGGAAAUAAUGAUAGAGAAUGAUCGAAAAAAACGUGACAAUGUACACUUGUAUGAUAAGAAUAGGCUUCUUCCUCACUCUUCACAAGACACAACAUAUCCACCUUCUGGAUUUCAAGGUUAUGCUAUUCCCCGAGGAACUAGUGCCGCCCAAAAGUUUAUUCCAGUGCAUCAGUCGUUCAUUCCUAACACAGGGCUGGUACCGAUACCUCCAUUAUAUGCAUCAACGGCCGUCUACAUGAGUUCAGGAAAUCAUUUUUACCCAAGCGUUCCGCAGCCUGGCUUCUCUAGUCCACGAUUAGCAUUGAGCGGGUACGGCGUGAAUUCCAUGUUUCAUCCUCCGUUUGGCGGUGGAUACCUUCAGGGCAAUGCAUUUCCACCGCCAGUUGACGCCUAUUCCAAGGUGGCUUUUUUCAAGCAACCUAUGGAGACUUUAUCCGGUGAGGUGAACCCAUAUACAAGUCAAGCUCUACGGCCUCCUUUUGGUGGCCCGCUUCAAGGUCAAUGCUUUCGACCACUCUAUGACAAUGAUCACACAGGUACUCUUCACUUCCAACUGAAUGCACGUGCAUCACGAGAAGACGCUGAUGCAGCUUCUUUGACAACUGAUAAAGAACUUAAUUUUUCUGCAAUGCGAAAGCCGAGCUUUUCCACUCCCGAAAGUAGCACCCACAUUAGUGUUCCCUACUAUGGCUAUCCUCCUAGUUUAGGGGAGUCACGAUUUCCAGCUCCUUCUACUGCGCUACCAGGAUCGUCCUUUGCUAAAAAUAUUCAUCAAGGGCUAGGAAAUGACACCAGUGCUUCACUAAAUUCACCGAAAACUGCGUCUACAUUUUCCGGAUGGAAAGGACAAAGAGGAUCCGAGAGUUCUGAUAAUCCUAAAAGGCUGAGCUUUCUCGAAUUACUUAAAUCCUGCAGUUCGAGGACCCUCGGAUUAUCAGAUAUUUCUGGCCAGAUUGUCGAAUUCAGUAUUGAUCAACAUGGUAGCCGAUUUAUUCAGCAAAAACUAGAGAACUGUGAAAGUGAUGAGAAGGAUUCGGUUUUCAAUGAAGUUCUUCCGCAUGCUUCAAAACUAAUGAUCGAUGUAUUCGGAAAUUAUGUUGUUCAAAAGUUCUUUGAGCACGGCACUGCUGAACAGAGGAGAAAACUUGCACAUGAACUUACGGGACAAGUUUUGACCCUAAGUUUGCAAAUGUAUGGUUGUCGUGUGAUCCAAAAGGCUAUUGAGGUAAUUGAGCUCGAUCAGAAGGUGAAGCUUGUAAUGGAGCUUGAUGGGCAUGUUAUGAGAUGUGUGCAUGAUCAAAAUGGAAACCAUGUGAUACAAAAAUGUAUUGAAUCUGUCCCAACCGAGAAAAUUAAAUUCAUUAUUUCUUCAUUUACGGGGCAAGUUGCUACACUUUCUUGUCACCCCUAUGGUUGCCGUGUCAUUCAGAGAGUUCUAGAACAUUGUUCAGAUGAGCAAAUAAGUCGGUCUAUAGUUGACGAAAUCCUCGAAUCUACUUCUACUUUAGCUAAAGACCCGUAUGGAAAUUAUGUUACUCAGCAUAUUUUGGAGACAGGAAUGCCGCAUCACAGAAGCCAAAUAAUCCGCAAGCUGACUGGUCAAUUUGUACAGUUGAGUCAGCACAAAUUUGCAUCCAACGUUGUGGAAAAAUGUAUAAAAUAUGGCGAUGAUCUGGAACAAGAUCUUAUAAUUGAGGAAAUCGUUGCACGGUCUGGCAACAAUGAAUCACUUUUGAUGAUGAUGAAGGAUCAAUUUGCAAAUUAUGUAGUCCAGAAAAUUUUUGAGAUUGGCUCUGAUACGCACAAGCACACAUUGCGGAAUUAUAUGCGCUCACAUCUUUCUGCUUUGAAAAAAGUCGCGUAUGCAAAGCACAUUGUUUCUCGCUAUGAGCAGUUAGAAGAACAGGAGCAGAAACAGUGUGCCAAGACGGCCGAUAGCAUUCCGACUGCCUCUGAAUGAGAUUAUUUGUAUCUCAUAUGCUAACGUUACCUAGACGACACUCAUGAAAACCUUUGAUUAUCGCUCCUGGUUUGAAGAUAUUACAGGGAGUUUGAUGAUUUUCGUAAGUAUGAUACCGAAGGACCGAUGUUGUUUGAUUAGUGUGCAGAUAUGUUGUAAAUCCAUCUUUCUUUUGCUGUUUGUCUAUUCCAACUGUUGGUAUAUCCUUUAAACUUAUACUACCUCCGUUCCAUUAUACUUGCCGCUGAUAGUGACAUUUUACCACACAACAUUGAGGUGCGAGUAUUUCAGAAUGAAGGAUGUGUCAUUGUAAGAAUAAUUCUUUCCAGUUACGGCCUGUAACCUAUAUAUUUCCGACAUUUAAUAUCAGCUAAUUUAUGCUAUAUAUACUUCUAUUUGUAAGCACACAGUCCUUCGUAUAUUAAUCAAAUUAGUUUCCAUUGAAA
Amaranthus tricolor (Joseph's coat) is the source of this 3645-nucleotide messenger RNA. Its product is annotated as pumilio homolog 5-like. Gene Ontology annotation, biological process: post-transcriptional regulation of gene expression. The coding region runs from base 8 to 3199 and encodes 1063 amino acids. The record is from RefSeq and is a predicted model, not a curated record. NCBI's taxonomy places the organism in Eukaryota, Viridiplantae, Streptophyta, Magnoliopsida, Caryophyllales, Amaranthaceae. Gene Ontology annotation, molecular function: mRNA binding. Gene Ontology annotation, cellular component: cytoplasm. The transcript has 10 exons.